CCUAUUUUCCCCACACAGACAAGUCCUAGUUCUACAAAAAGGACUUGCGAAUGCAAAUGUUUGUGGUUCACGCAUUCUUCACCAAGUUUUCCGGGCUAGAUGUUCGGGUUGAUUAUUGGGAAGCUGGGCUAUGCAACUGUCUUUCCCUCAGCCGACCUUCCUGUUUCAUUUGAAUUCUGAGAUCAUCCACCAUUUUAAUUUUACAGAGAAAUGGGUGUCACGCCCUGAAUUCGUGAAAAUCAGCAGCUAUUUGUAGUUCAUUAUAAAUGGGCGGAGCAGUAGGGAAAGAGGCAGGGAGAGAGGGGAGAGAACUGGGAUUUCACUCCUCAUCCCAUCCAGUACAAGCAGGUUAUUGUUGACAUGAUAUUUGUAAAGAUCCAGCACCCAAUCACCGUCUCCCCAAUCUUAAAUGCUUCUCCAGCUUCUGGUGAUCAAGCACAACAACAAAAAAAGCAUUUUUUAAAUGAGGGAAAACCAAACUACUACAAUGAAUAAAAAUCAGCACUAAGAGCAGGAAAUGGCACCCUGAUCCUCUCAAGACUAUUUAAUUCCAUCUCUGCUCCGAUUCCCAAACAUUAUAUCUCUUUUUUUUAAACUGAGACAAAUAAAAUGAAAUAUUACCGGAGGCACAAACAGUGAUGAUGUGCAAUAACCUGGAACUGCACUUCACCGCCACGGCCUCCGGGCGGAUCGGGCCCGAUGCCCUUGAGGAAGGAUUGACCGCGAUCCUACAACGUGGCCAUGGCAACAGCAGGCCGCGGCGGCCUGUUUAAACGGGCUUCAAACUAAUUUACGAGCACAGAGGUAGAGGGGUUCCAACGGCACGGCAGUGAAAGGUGCAACUGCUCAAAAUGCUUCAGGAAAAUGACAGUUUUGAUGAACUUCUUGCUCAGAAGGAACAGGAAUGGAAGGGCUUACAAACACAACGCAUCCAAUCAUUGGUUACUGCACUUCAAGAUUCACAAGCAAAACUCAAAGAAGAACAAGAAAAAUUUAACAUACUGAAAGAGGAUUUUAUGUUCAACCUAAAAGUACUGGAGGAGCGAGACCGAGAUUUGGAACACUAUGAUGCCAUGUUUGCUCAGUUAAAGGUAACAGAAAGUUGUAAACAAGCAGAGAUCAGUGAGCUACAAAUUCAGAUUGACAAAUUGCAAAAUAUUGUUGCAAAAGAGACAAAGACACGGGAGGAAUUGCAGUUCCAGUGCCAGCAGCAAUUAAAGACACAUCAACUGGAAAUAGAGAAAAUUCGCAGUUCAAAAGACUCUAAGAUUAAUGGUCAGCAGGAGGAGUAUAAGAAACUAAAACAGGAGCUCGAGCGCAAAGUGCAAGAAGUGGAGGCACAGCUUGCUUUGCAAAAACAGGAGUUAUUAGCAGAGUUUGAUGCUGAGAUGAGACAUCGAGAGCAUGACUUCACACUCCGAAGAGAUGAAAUGAAUAAUGUGGUACUUAGCAGUAAGCUGAAGGUGAAACUUCUGUCAAAAGAGUUGGAGCUGCUGAGAGAGACAGGAAUAAAGGCUGCAGAAUCACUUCAGACAGCAGAGAAAACAAACCACCAAAUGGCAAAACAACUUCAAAGAAAAGAAUUCGAAUUAAAAGAUAUAGUUGCCUUAAAAGAUGCCAGGAUAGAGGAACUAGAGGACAAAAUCAAUAGAAUGAAAAUUAACUUGGAAAAUGAAGAGGAAAUGUUCCAACGCAAACAUUCUGAACUGGAUCGUCUUGCUCGUGAGAGAGAUGCAAAGCUUGCUACUGCAAAGCAAGUACACACAGAACAGAUAAGGGAACUGAACAACAAGAUGCGUGAAUUGCAGAUGAGCUUGGAGACAGUUGAAAUGGAGAAACGGCGAAUGGAAUGGAGCCACGCAGAUGCCACAAAGGAGAAAGAGGAUGUUAUUGAGAAGUUACGUGGUGAGCUUUCAACAGUGAAAGUUGGUUGGGAUGGUCACAUAGCACAGAUCUCCAAGGAGACCGUUGCUAAGGACAUACAAAUUAGAAUGUUGCAGGACCAGGAUUCAAAGCUGCGAGCUGAGAUGGCAAGGCACAAAGAGGAUGUGGAAAAAUAUAAACAGCAACUUGUCCAAGCAGCAGAGAGGGAGCGAGGUCUAGAGCAAAUGAAAGUACAGGCAGAGCUGGACUGGCAACAACGCUGUGAGGAGAUAGAAAGAAGUCAGUACCGAAAAUCAGAAGAACUUAUUCAAAGCCUGAGCCAAGCCCGAGACCAGGUUACUGCAGAACUACAAGAAAAAGAGCGCAAACUACAGGAGGUGGAGACAUUGGUCCAGGCAUUGACCCUAGAAAGAGACCAAGCAAUAGCUGCACUGCAGAAGCAUGGUGUUUUUCCAGAACGGGACUCUCAGCCUGUGAAAGGAGAUAGGGAUGAUGCUGAAUUCCCUUCAGAUAUUAUUCAGAACCUCCAACAGCAGAACUUAAACCUGCGAACAGUUAUCACCCAAAUGAGGAAAGAGAUGGAAAUCCUGAGCGAGCAAAUUCCUGCCAAUCAAUCCACGGACAAAUUAUUUGAUGACACAGGAUCACUCAAGAGCCCCAAAGAGUCAUCUAAAGACAUUCUAACCCCAGAAUAUACUAAAUCUUUGGAAGAUGAAGUUCAUGAACUGAAACGGAAGUGCAGAAAGUUGGAAGAACAACUGGAGGACAUUUCAAAAGCUUCAAGCAAAAUCAACGCUCAACCUUUAGGUCCUUCGAUUACUGCAGAUAAUGCCUAUCUCCAGAACCACACACGUACUUUGAAUGAGACUAUAGGUGGCCUUCGUGCUGAAAAGGUCUCAGCAGCUGCUACAGCAAAGAAGUAUGAAGCCAGGAUCGUGCAUUUAGAUGCUAUGGUAACACAGCUUACACAACAGGUGCGCCAGAAGCAGGUUGAAAUUGACCAAUUACGAUACGAAUUAACCAGUCAGCAACAGAGAAGCAGUUCAGAAAUAGGAAGACUAAAUGAACGUAUUGCUGAACUGGAGUUACAGUUGACAGAAGCACGCAGAGAGGCAGAUGAGUAUUUUAAGGGUAACCUUCAGCAAAACUUGGAAACAGUUGCUUUGGGCAAUGAGGUUUCAGCUCUGAAACUGGACUUGGUGAGUGGCCGUGUCCCAGUGGUUGUUGAACAGGAUGAACUUGUCAAGGAGCUUCAAGGAGAAAUUCUUCAAAUGCGAAAACAACUGAUUCAUUCACAAUCAAGUAACAACCCCUCCCAGCGGCAAAACUCUAAUAUAUUGGUUUUACAAGCCAAACUAAAGCAGGCUGCUCGCUAUAUCAGUCAGCUAUCCCGUGACAAACAGCAGUUGAUCGAGAUAGGCAACCGACUCCGUGCAGAACUGGUUAAAUCUGGAUUAAAUGCUUCUCAGCCCUCCGUCACAGUGAGCCAUUCAGACCUACCUUCUCAGCUACCAAGGGAGCUGGCAGAGGAAGCACAGAAUCGUCUGUCUGCUUUGGAACGCCUGCAAUACCAACUCACUACCCAGGAAUUGCAAUAUGCACAGCUGAAACGUUUCAAACAAGUUCCCAUCACUGUGCAGCAGAAUUCAUCAGAGAGUGAAAAUGGCCAGAAUGCUGACAAUGGGAAACCUGGAACAGGAGAACGUACCACAGUUAAGGACCAAGCUGUAGCUAUAGUGAAAACUGCACUCAGCAAAGCAAAGGAAUGUGAAUUCUCAGACAAUGGUCAGUCAUAUCCACCCGCACCAGAACCCAGCCAGUCACAGCCCAUUAUGCACAGUCCACCCACCCAUUCUGAACAACUAAUGUCAUCCUAUGGAGCUGAUAGUUCUAUUCAAGGUAUCUGGAGGAUGUUGGAGGGAGGACCCAGUCCACCUAUAUCUACUCCACAGAGCAACACUGAACCAGAUGAUAAUGAUGAUGGUGGUGUAACGCUUGGGAAUAACAUAGGAUCAAUGCAAGAUAAUAUUGCAUUAAAAAAAGCCGGAAUAGACCCAAGGUACUCCAUACAAGGAACUAAAGCUGCAGUACAGAUCAAGGCAAAACCUUAUCGUCUAACUGGUACAGGAACAAAACAGAAACAAUCAACAAAAACUGCAAAGAUUAGAAAUUAUAAUCUACGCGAUUAAAAGACAGUGUGAAACUAAGACCUGAAGCAAAAAGUAUAAGGUGUUACAAAUACCAGAUGAGAUAGCUUUCUCAUACUGAACACUAAAAUAAUUCCAACAUCAGUAAGUGAGGAUGUGUGUUUGGAAAUACAACUUUGAAAAGGCAAGGUACAUGCUAUAUGCAUCAGUAUGAACAAAGAUAGAGGCAAAUAAAAAAAAAGGAAAAACUGGGUAGAUUGCAAAAAUAACACACCUCCACCAAAAGUAAUAUUUUUGUGAACACAAAGUAUUUUUUAAAAAUACUUUCAUUGCUCUACUAUAUGCAAAAAAUGCCUACAAUAAUUGUCAUUGUUUUCACUGCAAAGCUAAAAAUUUAAGUAAGGAUGGACCACGUGUGGUAUCUGAACAGAUCAGCACAUUCAACCAUCUUAGCACACCUGUAGGACUGCAUUCCAAGCACUGUGGGACCACCUUCGCCUGAAGGACUGCAGCAGUUGAAGGCGAAGGCUCAGCACCACAUUCAAGUGCAAUUAGGGAUGGGCAAUGAAUGGUGUCCAGAUCCCAUAAAUAAAAAAAACUGCAGGUUUCCAACACCUAGGGAUUAUAUGUGCACUGUAAAACUCUACUUGAAAUGUAUUUAGCCUGAAGAAAACCUCUCAUCUUCCCCUUGCAUGUCAACAACUCUAUAAAAUUAAUGUGGUACAACUGAUACAAACAUCAAGGUUUUGCUAUUGUAAUGAGAACAAAAUGGGUCAUUUCAAUGUAAAACCAACAGUAGCUUCUGCAGUACACAUGCACAGUUAAACAUGGAAAUCCAAACAUUGCUGUCACUGACUCCUUGCUCCUCUACAGGAUACGCCUUUUUUUCUUAAGAUUACACUGGUUAAUGGUUGUAAAAGACAACUUCAGGUAUAUAUGAAUCACAUUAACAGCUCAGUUAUCCACUAUUUCACUAAUUGGCGUGCUCCGGUAACCAGCUCUUUAGAAAGUGGCAAUGACAAAACUGGGACAGCACUGAGGAAGUACCCCAGAUCACAGUAGGUUAGCUGGCAUUUUUGUUUAAGUGAUACCUGUCAAAUUCAGCAUGUGCAAGGUACCCAAGCUUUUAAAAACAGAAGAUACUGGAAAUACUCAAGUCAGGCUGCAUCCAUGGGAAGACAACAAGGAAUUAACAUUACAGGUUGAAGACCCUUCAACAGGACUGUCAGAAUGAAAAAAACAAAUUAGUUUCAAGUUGAAGAGAGGGUAAGUAGGCAGUUAGGGAAUCAUUGGGAUCACCUGGGCAUCCUUGGCCUCACCCUAUUAGAGGUAUUCUUUUUGUCCUAUCCACUUCUCUCUUCCCACCACCUUUGCAACUUAAAACAUUUUACCAUUUGCUAUUGAUGGACUUUUUAAAAUGUUUGUUAAAAAGGAUGCUUUUAAAUUCCUGUCUGUGAGAAUUCUUCAAUGCAAUUGGCAGCUUGCCAUGACAUCAUUGUUGCCAAGUUUUAGGAAUCUCCUUGGACUGCCUGAAAACAACAUCAAGAAAUUUAGGGUCCAAAGCAGAAAUGACAAGAUAUUUAAAUGAGCAGAUUUCUUCAAGACUGGUGCUUUGACUUUGAUUACCGUCAUACUGCUAUUGGCUGUAAAAUUAGGAUCAGUGCCACUUCUGAAUCAGAGGUUUAUGAAUUCGAAUUCUAUUUCUAUGUAAUAAUGACAGACAUUCUGGAUGAAUGAGGCAGCAUCUUGAGAGGUUCCAGUCACUGGAUGAGAAUUUAAUUGAAUGCCCUGUUCUAAUGAUUCAGAUGAGAAUUCAAAUGACAUUAGUAGAAGACAUGUAGGAACUCUCUCAGUAUUGUGGCCAACAUUCCUCCCUCACCAUCAACAGUAAAAUAAGGUACAUUUAUUGGUCAUUCUUCAUAUUGUAUUUUGUGAGAACUUCCUGUAAUCACAUCAACACAUUUCAAGCUAUUCCACUGUGUGAAGAUGUUUUCUCAACAGCUAAUAUCAAACUUCAGUACAGAAGUGGUACUGGAAUACUUUACCCACACAGUGAAUAUGGCUAAAAUCCACAACAAAACUGAAACCCAACUGAUACCGGAAUAAAUCAGAAACAUUCAACUACCGAUUGGAAAGAUUAGAAAUUACAAUAUCCAUAACUAAAACUCACAGGAGCUUAAGCAAAACAUACAAGUGUGACAAAUACCUAAUAAGGAUUGGUUUUAUGCCAAGUAUCACAAAAAUCCAGACCAUACUGCAAUUACAGUAGAACUCCAAUAAUCCUUUCUCCCAAUAUUCAGAAAUUCCGAUAGUUCAGCAUUGGUCCACUGGACUUCAGUUCCCACACUCCCUUUGACAAACUGGGGCCCUGGUUCCCACAGUCCCUUUAAACUCACUUGGUUGUGUUUCUUGAAGCUCGGUGGGGUUCUCUUUUCCACACUCCCUUUAAACUGACCAGAUUCAUUGGAAGAUUUAUAGCACUAAUAUGUAACAUUAAAUAAAAGUGAAUUAAAAAUCUUUUGGGGUAUUAAUCUGAAUAAAUUUCAAUAGUCCAUAAAAUCUGCUAGUCCACCACCACCACCAAAGUCCUGAGCGUUUUACUGUGCACAUUUUAGAAUCCUGGCAGGUUUAAUUUCACCAGUGGUGCAGUUUGGACCUUUUUUUUAUUCUCUAUGUAACCUAAUCAAAAUAUGACUUUUAAAAAGUUGGUGUCCAAUUCAUGCAUUUUAGUUUGAUACCAUAAAAACAAAUGCAAACAGGGAGAACCUGAAGCCAGUUGUGAUCCCCAGUUUCUCUUCUAGGUGAGAUCAUAAACUGGAGAUUGGGUGAAAGUUAGUCACGUGUGGGAAUAUUAAAGCUCCCUCUUUAAUAUCUGUUACUCAUUUUACAAUUCAUAUAUGCGGAUAGCUGAAUGCUGUUAAGCAUAAAGAAAUGUCAUGA
Pristis pectinata (smalltooth sawfish) is the source of this 6971-nucleotide messenger RNA. It is a transcript of the gene ccdc57, whose product is annotated as coiled-coil domain containing 57. Lineage: Eukaryota; Metazoa; Chordata; Chondrichthyes; Rhinopristiformes; Pristidae. The transcript is spliced from 20 exons. The record is from RefSeq and is a predicted model, not a curated record. The coding region runs from base 852 to 4073 and encodes 1073 amino acids.